Messenger RNA from Penicillium canariense, 2028 nucleotides. RefSeq lists its product as uncharacterized. Lineage: Eukaryota; Fungi; Ascomycota; Eurotiomycetes; Eurotiales; Aspergillaceae. Bases 1 to 2028 code for a protein of 675 amino acids. The record is from RefSeq and is a predicted model, not a curated record. The transcript has 3 exons.
AUGUUAACUACUACGCUCCUCCCCCGCUCUAACUCACGGGGUUCUAACCUCGAGCUCGCCUAUGCCUCUCCGAUUGUCUCUCCGACUUUUCUCAGGGAAAUGGGAGCAGAUAUGGCAAGUUUGCACCGCCAUAAUAGGAAGAACAGCCUCCCAAGAGCUUUGAACGACGAGGCGGGAAAACCUAGCAUGGAUGGCCGAAAGCGACGGUCAAACGGAAGUAGUGACGAUGAGGGGAAGAUGACAGAUGAUGGCUUCUCAAAUGAAGACCUCCGAGUUGGGGGGCCCUACCUCUGCUCCAUCCCACAUUCGUCAGCAUCCCUCCCCCAGACAAACCCACUGGAAGCAUUACUGCGGCACGAGGUCUCUGGUAGAGAGGCGAUUAUAAGCUGUGUGUACCAGAUACUCCGCAACAACAACAUCGAUUUAAUGGAAUCCGGGCCAUGGAGUCACCCCGUCGGACUCUCUUUACAUCAGUCGGAAUUCAAUCCAGAACCCGAGCCUAUCCCGACCAUCGUAGUCUUUGCUAUACGGCACGUCGUGGAUGAUCUCUGGCUCAAAACUGCUCGCCGAAUUUACUUUUUACUGCAACAAGAAAACUUUGGGCAUGUCUCCGUGGACAUCAUGGACCCGCAGGCCCUCGACCCACCGAGAACACAUCCAGUCUUGAAGCCAGACCCUAUGUUCAAUAAGUGGGAUUCUGUACUAGAUCACAUCCUGAGAGAUAUCGACCUAACAGAUAUUCAACACAUCGGGUGUUACAGGCGCGGUAGGAAUUCAGGCAACGAAAAUCCUGUGACGGUUCUGGUCAUCGCAGACGUCAACAGCCAAAAAAGCUGGCAAAUAACAAGGGACAUGAUUGCGGGUAUCUUGAAGCGCUCGAACUUACCUAUGGUCGCGGUUGAGAUUGUCAAAGACAGAAAAACGCUUACUACGGAUUUCCACAAAGAAGGGUUCAAAGAGGAGCUCUUACAGGGUAGAGCAAUGGCUGGAGGGCCUAUUGCUCACAGCAGGAACGAUGUGGGGUCUGGAACACUCGGUGGAUUUAUCGAGCUUCAGCACCCCUCAACACUGAAGUGGACCUGCUUCGCCUUGACAUGUUUCCAUGUUAUCAAUCUACGCGACCGGGACAUUAGAGGCCAGCAGCAUGCAGCUGUCGAGAAAUGGCGAAGUCGCGGUCUCUCUAUGCUCAGUACAAAGGAUCCAUUGGCGGAAACAAGCCUAAAGACAAGUCAUCCAAGUCGGCGCGCCAUACAAGAGCAAAUUGAUAAACAUCAGGGAUUGAUCGAUUGCCACAAGAACCAUUGGCUCUACCGAGACGGAUUGGACUUAAUAGACAAUGGUCUAUUUGACACCGAGCUGACAGAGCUCAGAAAACAGUCUUGGAAAAGAGUUCACUCCGAUGUCAUGGACCUUGAAAAGAGAAUCAAUGACAUUCAAGGGUUCUUCCAGAAUUCUGACAAUAUCCUUGGACAUGUUUCAGUUGCGUCGGACUUCAGAAGAAAGAAGCUCCAUACUCUCAGCGACAAAUAUCACCUGACUCUUCUUGAUUGGGCCCUUAUCAGCGUGGACGUUGAGAAACGAAGCCCCUCCAAUGAGCUUGAGGACGGACUAGUUCUGCAGGAAAUAGCUUCGUCGGAAACACUUUCAUAUCUUGAUACAAACGAGUUGUCAACUCGGCUCGAGUUCCAAGGGUAUGGGUCUGGGCGCAAUACAGUCCGGUACAACGGGCUUAAAGUGGCCGAGAUUGAGAAUAAGAAGUACAGUCUGGAGUACAGCAUCGUUGAGCUUACUGAAAACGGGCAUGCUGCGAUGAAGGGUGACUCGGGAAGCCUGCUGUGCACACUUUGUUUGGGCGAAGUGGUUGGUAUGAUCAUCGCUGGGUACAGCCACAAUCGCAUUGCCUGUUUCACGCGAAUUGAUGACCUCACCAAGGAUAUCAAGGAGCAGAGUGGUGCAAAAGACAUUCGUAUGUGGGGUACCUGGUCGAAUUGUAUGGCCAGCCUGGUUACUGAUGGGCGAUCAUUUUAG